GGGGGGGCGUACUCUUAUGUUUUGCAUGCCUUAGCGGUUAGACCAUUGACCACGCGUCCUCGAGAGGACGGAGCAUUGUUCCCACAGGACCGAUCACCGAUGGUCAAUCGCUCCUUCCUACUUUGCCAAAGACGCAAACCGGUGUAUCAACUCCGUGAGGAGGGGGUUGGUGUUGACUCAUCUUCGACGCAGCAUACCCCCACGUUUCCGCAGCGCUCCCUGCGGGCGGGGCAAGACAUGAAUUCCAAGGCGAGCUUCGAGCGGUGGCUCGGCUCCCAACCCCCCUCGUCCAAAUCUUGGAUCAAGGCCCUAGGUCAGGACUCCCACACGGCCGGUCGAUUGGUGCUGGUGCCGUCCUCCGUCGGCGAUGGCGGUGGGCAGGAGGGGGGGGAGGUUUCCCUCUCGGAGGUGGCGUUUUGCCUCGGGGAAGGGGAUGAUUCCGCGGUGUCCCCGUUCUCCUUGUGUUCGCUCCGUGAGAAGCUUCCCACGGGCACUUACGCCCUGCGCGGAGCGGAUGGGGACGUGGCCGAGCCGGACACUGCGGCUCUCUCUUGGGCGAUCGGGGGAUACUCCUUUGACCGGUUCAAGAGCAAGAAGGGCGACGGGGGCGAGAAGGACAAGGAGAAGGAGGACAGGAAGGUAGUGCUGGCGUGGCCGGCGGGUGCCGACAAGGGCCGGGUUACCGCGGCGGCGGCGUCGACGUUCCUGGUGCGGGACCUGAUCACCACACCCUGCGAGCACAUGGGCCCUCAGCAACUCGAGGCCGUGUUCGCCUCGCUGGCGGAGGAGUUUGGUGGGACCACGAAGGUGGUGCGGGGAGAUGAAUUGCUCGAAGGAGGUGUGACAGUUCAUGCCGUCGGGCGCGCGGCCGGGGUCGGGCGGGAGCCCCGGCUUCUCGACUUGACGUGGGCGCCUGCUGGCUCCGACGCCGAGAGCCUCCCCAAGGUGACCCUCGUGGGCAAGGGUGUCUGCUUCGACACCGGCGGGCUGGACAUCAAGCCGGCCGCCGGCAUGCUCACCAUGAAGAAGGACAUGGGCGGGGGCGCGCAGGUGCUUGGGUUGGCGAGGAUGAUCAUGUCCCAAGGCCUUCCCGUGCGGUUGCGAGUGAUGGUGCCCGCCGUUGAGAACGCCAUCGACGGUGGCGCUUUCCGCCCGGGGGACGUGCUCGUUUCUCGCAGCGGCAAGACGAGCGAGAUCGGGAACACGGACGCUGAGGGCCGGCUGGUGCUUGCGGACGCGCUAGUCGAAGCCUCCUCGGAGAUGCCGGACCUGCUCAUUGACUGCGCCACGCUUACAGGGGCUGCGCGAGUUGCCCUGGGGACGGACGUGCCCGUCGUUUUCUGCAACGACGAGGAGCUGGCGGCCAAGCUGCACACUCUCAGCGGAAGCGUGUCCGAUCAGGUCUGGCGCCUUCCUCUGUGGGAGGGUUACCGAAGCCAGCUCUCGUCCAAGAUCGCCGACCUCAAGAACGUCGGGGCCGGAGGGUACGGAGGAGCGAUCACCGCCGCGCUGUACUUGGACGAGUUUGUGGGCGAAAAGGCUCCCCCCUCCACGGAAGAGGGAGAAGGGCGAAAGAAGGAGAAGCUCCCCUGGAUACACAUGGACUUCAUGGCGUUCAACACCAACUCCAGGCCGGGGAGACCGGAGGGGGGCGAGUCUCAGGGCAUGCGAGCCCUGUACGCGCUUCUCGAGGACAAGUACGGGUCGGCGUGA
Molecule: messenger RNA, 1713 nt
Organism: Ectocarpus siliculosus
Lineage: Eukaryota; Phaeophyceae; Ectocarpales; Ectocarpaceae
Source: the annotation of a GenBank genome assembly